CUGCGCCACAGUGGACUUGGUCGUCUAUCUUGUGUAUUUAGGGCGCGUCGGGUCACUUGCCUCGAAUCACCCGCACGAUUCAGUGCGAUGCCACUCUAUGGUGACACUUCACUGUCGCGACCUUCGCAACAUGCAGCUAAAGCAGAGCAAAAUUACUACGGGGAGAUUCAGCUUACAUUGGAAGACGUGCUAGACCUGUCUCUCUUCGAAACGGCCCAAGAAGCUCAAGCCACUCGACCUUCCUCGCCCGCCACUGAGUCCACCCGCGCCACCGCGACAGAAUCGACAGACGAAGGUCGCCCCUCCUUCGCACCAUCGCAGCGAGUGCCGGGCGUCAUUUCUAACGUCGUCGAACGACUUUCUGCCAUCAAUCGCUCGCGCGUCGGAGUCGACACAAAGUCAUCCCACUGGUCAUAUGUACCGCCUUCAUAUCAUCUACUACCACCACCACCACACAGCGCGUUUCGCCUAUCCUGCCAACGUCCCUCCCUUAUCCCUCCGUUCCCCUCGGAAGCCUAUUUCGACCGCCACAAUUGGCGCAUCAAGCUCCCCUGCGCCGUCGUCGCCAUCCUCCGGAUCAGCGAGUGUACACAUACCGUCUAUUUCACCUCACCCGACAGGGUGUUCUCUCUGCCCGUCGCCGCCUCCACACGGGUCGUGUACGCUAUUGCACGGCGCCAUCCUCACCUCGACAUCGAUCUGCUGGACGAUAAUAUCUCAGGAAACUGGGCACGAGCGUUGAGUGAGGAUGUCUGGGAAACAUGCCGGCGCCUGCGCGAGCUCAAUUCUCGACUCAUGCGACACAGGCAGCAGCAGGAUGUCUCUAUGCGGAAUGCGCGGCUAUACUCCGAUGCUCGUAUCCGCGCGCGUCGCGCUAGGGGCCUCGUCCGCGAUGCCGACGCCACUUCAUUGAUUCCAGGCGUCCCUUACUUCGAGUCCUACAUAUCUGAGCUCGCCUUCGACAAGGCCUGCGCGGUCGAAGACGUUGUGAAGGUUUUCGAACCCCCCUCAUUGUCGUUGAGAUUUGUGGUGUGAGUCUGUACCUAAUCUGCUACGCAGAUUUGUCCUCUAUUGCAAAGACAUGUGCAAUGGGUGGUGGAGGCUUGUUCUGCAAGUUUUCGUCCGUUUUGAACCCUUUUGCGUCGUUGGUUUGGCCCCUCUCCCCACUCACGAUCUACGAGGGAAGCGCCUUCUAUGGUAUACAAUGUACAUCCCCACAUGACAAGUCAACAUUCAUC
Molecule: messenger RNA, 1238 nt
Organism: Schizophyllum commune H4-8
Lineage: Eukaryota; Fungi; Basidiomycota; Agaricomycetes; Agaricales; Schizophyllaceae
Exons: 2
Coding region: 88-1035 (315 amino acids)
Source: RefSeq, a predicted model, not a curated record